Messenger RNA from Metarhizium album ARSEF 1941, 642 nucleotides. RefSeq lists its product as uncharacterized. NCBI's taxonomy places the organism in Eukaryota, Fungi, Ascomycota, Sordariomycetes, Hypocreales, Clavicipitaceae. The record is from RefSeq and is a predicted model, not a curated record. The coding region runs from base 1 to 642 and encodes 213 amino acids. The transcript is spliced from 2 exons.
AUGUCGUCGAGCCUGAAAAACGAGCUGUCAUCGUCGGAUUUCGAAGUCGACGCCAACGAGAUGCAGUCUCGCUCCCGGGUGCAGAGGGCCAAGCUCAUCCAUGGUCUUCGGACCGGAUUGACCGCCUUGGCGCUCGUUGCUGGCAUCGCCGUCCUGGGCCUCUCCGCAGAUGCUCUGUCUGUAUACAAUGCCACGUACUUGCCGGCCGACUUUUUGUUGCCUCUCUGGCCGGAGAACUUUGACAUCGGGCCCACCACUUCGUUGGUUGCCGGCAGCGCGAUGGUAACGGCCAUGAAUGCCGUGUCCUUGGUCGCGAGCAAGAACAAGCUUGUUCGAGGUAGACUCGUGGCUCACUCGGCGGCCAUUCUUGCGGCCCCCGUUGUUGCCUUCACCGCCUCCCUCGUCACCGUGGUCUUCUUCUACGCCAUCAACGCCUCCGCGUCGGUCGACUCCCUCCACAGCUGGACCUGUCGCUGGAGAAGCGUUCCCAUGUACACCCGUCCCUACUUUGGCACCUUGUGCAGAGAGAGCCAGGCUGCUGUUGCCCUGUCUGUGCUUCUGGUGCCCCUGGAAUUGAUCAUCUUGGUGACGGCUUACUUGCAAGCAAUGAUGGAGAAGAAGAUGCAAGUCGUCUGCACUUAG